Capra hircus (goat) is the source of this 1314-nucleotide messenger RNA. RefSeq names its product transcription elongation factor A3 (gene TCEA3). The record is from RefSeq and is a predicted model, not a curated record. Bases 163 to 1209 code for a protein of 348 amino acids. Gene Ontology annotation, biological process: transcription elongation by RNA polymerase II; DNA-templated transcription. Gene Ontology annotation, molecular function: nucleic acid binding; zinc ion binding. The transcript has 11 exons. Gene Ontology annotation, cellular component: nucleus. NCBI's taxonomy places the organism in Eukaryota, Metazoa, Chordata, Mammalia, Artiodactyla, Bovidae.
GUGGGGGGUGUGGGGGGAGCCCCGCCCCCGCCGGGCGUGUGUGUCGUGUGUGUUUGGGGCCCGCGCGGCUGGCGCGCCCUCUGCCUUUUUACGCCUCCGGCACCCCCCGCGGCCCGGCUGUGGCCCCUGCGCCCCUAGCCCCGCCGGGCGUCGCGGGCCAACAUGGGCCAGGAAGAGGAGCUGCUAAAGAUCGCCAAGAAGCUGGAGAAGAUGGUGGCCAGGAAGAAGACGGAAGGGGCCCUGGACCUCCUGAAGAAGCUCGACAGCUGGCAGAUGUCCAUCCAGCUGCUCCAGACCACCAGGAUUGGAGUCGCCGUGAACGGGGUCCGCAAGCACUGCUCCAACAAGGAGGUGGUGGCCUUGGCCAAAGUCCUCAUCAGGAACUGGAAGCAGCUGCUGGACUCCCCAGCAACCCCCAAAGGAGAAAAAAGAGAGGAAAGAGUAAAAGCCAAGAAGAAGGAAAAAGGGCUUGACUGUUCGGUUUGGAAGCCAGAGACAAGUCUUUCUCCACCAAGGAAAAAACGGGUGGAAGAGCCCAAAGACAGGAGAGACUCUGUGGACUCCAAGUCUUCAGCCACCUCCUCUCCAAGACCAUCGAUGGAAAGAUCAAACAGCAGCAAAUCAAAAGCGGAGACCCCCAGAACACCCAGCAGCCCCUCAAGCCCCACGUUUACCCCCUCUGUCUGCCUCCUGGCGCCCUGCUAUCUCACGGGGGACUCCGUCCGGGACAAGUGCGUGGAGAUGCUCUCUGCGGCUCUGAAGGCAGAUGAUGAUUACAAGGACUAUGGAGUCAACUGUGACAAGAUGGCAUCAGAAAUUGAAGAUCAUAUCUACCAGGAGCUCAAGAGCACAGACAUGAAGUACCGGAACCGCGUGCGCAGCCGCAUCAGCAACCUCAAGGACCCCAGGAACCCCGGCCUGCGGCGGAACGUGCUCAGCGGUGCCAUCUCCGCGGGGCUCAUUGCCAAGAUGACAGCGGAGGAAAUGGCCAGUGAUGAGCUGAGGGAACUGAGGAAUGCCAUGACCCAAGAGGCCAUCCGUGAGCACCAGAUGGCCAAGACAGGCGGCACCACCACCGACCUCUUCCAGUGCAGCAAAUGCAAGAAGAAGAACUGCACCUAUAACCAGGUGCAGACACGCAGCGCUGAUGAGCCCAUGACGACCUUUGUCUUAUGCAACGAGUGUGGCAAUCGCUGGAAGUUCUGCUGACAGAACCACCAAUCGGGAUUUCAGUGAACAAGGUGAGGAAGAACAGAGAGAAACCACCAAGCCCUUCGUAAACUGGAGAAAAAUAAAAAUUAAAAUGAAGAGAAA